AUCUCUGUUAGACUUUGACUUUUGCCAACGGAGAAAAAGCAAACAACAAAAAAUACAACCUAAGAAACAGACAAUAAUAUAAUAACAUUCAUAGUUUCAAGUUUCAACCUUUGUCUCAACAUGCCAACCUCUUUUCUCUAUCCUUCUUCCAUUUGUAUAUUUUCCAAGUCCUUCCAUGCAUUUUUGGCCUUCGUUUUAUGCAUUUGUCCGUCACCUUUAUACGCCUCUGCUUCACACUGAAUUCUGACCCUUCAUAUCUUUCUACAAAACAAAAAAAUUCUUCUUUCUUUUCUCCCUCGCUUCUUUUCUCCCGAAUAUCAUCUGGGUAUUCCCUGGAUUUUUCAGGGGUGCCCUUGUUUUCUUCAUCGGAAAUUGCUGUGACUGGGUUGCAAACAUGGGAGGCUGUUGCAGCCACGAAGUUUCGGUUCGAGGGAAGGUGGAAAGCGAGAUAGAUGAUAGAGAAUAUGAGUGUGAUCAUGAAAAUCAUGAGUCUUAUGAACGUGGUGGAGCAUUGGUGAGACUAAUAGGAUCUUCCAAGUUUGUUUCAAUGCACACCCAACAGGGCCAGAAAGGUGUGAACCAAGAUGCAAUGACAGUUUGGGAGGACUUCGCAGGAGAAAAGGAUGUGAUUUUUUGUGGUGUGUUCGAUGGCCAUGGUCCUCUAGGCCACAAGGUUUCACAAUUUAUUCGUGACAAUCUGCCCUCAAAACUGUCUGCAGCAAUCGAAAUUUCACAACAGAAGACAAUAAAGUUUUAUGAUGCCACUGAUGCAGAAACUGCUAGUUUUGAAGAUGGCUACGAUGACGGUAACCAGAUGUCCCUUGCUUCAUGGGAGGGAUGCUUUCUGAAAUCCUUUGAUGAGAUGGAUGAGCACCUUGCUCGGGAAAUUAACACUGACAGCUAUUGCAGUGGUUGCACUGCUGUGACUUUAAUUAAACAGGGCGACCAGCUGAUAGUUGGCAAUUUGGGUGAUUCUCGUGCAGUUCUUUGCACAAGGGACAGGGACCAACUCGUUGCUGUUCAACUCACUGUUGACUUGAAACCAGAAAUUCCAAGUGAAACCUCUAGAAUCGUUAACUGUGAAGGAAGAGUGUUUGCAGCAGAAGAAGAACCAGAUGUGUACAGAAUAUGGAUGCCUGAUGAUGACUGCCCUGGACUGGCCAUGUCAAGAGCCUUUGGGGACUUUUGCCUCAAAGAUUAUGGCCUCAUAUCAGUUCCUGAUGUAUUUUACAGAAAAAUUACCCCACAAGAUCAAUUUGUGGUUUUGGCAACUGAUGGGAUAUGGGAUGUGCUCACUAACCAUGAAGUAAUAAGCAUAGUUGCUUCAGCACCAAGGAGGUCCAUCGCAGCCAAGUUGUUAGUGAAGCGUGCUGUAAAAGCUUGGAGAUACAAAUAUCCUGGUUCCAAGGUUGAUGAUUGUGCUGCCAUAUGUUUGUUUCUGAAUGAACAACCUGUUCAAUCCAACUCACAAUCCCAUAUGAGUAGACAAAAUAGAAAGAGCAGCAAGAACUUGCAUCACUCUAAAACCACUAGAAAUGAAGACACUGAAACAGUGGAUGGCAAGGUUGGGUUGGAAAUAGAUGAAGAAUGGAAAGCUCUUGGAGGGUAUUCGAGAGCAAACUCUUUGUCAAAACUUCCACGCCUUGCCAGGGGUAUGAGUAAACGGCAAUCGUCCAAGUACUAUUCACCGCGUUGA
Vigna umbellata (rice bean) is the source of this 1696-nucleotide messenger RNA. Its product is annotated as Protein phosphatase 2C family protein. Gene Ontology annotation, molecular function: protein serine/threonine phosphatase activity. Gene Ontology annotation, biological process: protein dephosphorylation. NCBI's taxonomy places the organism in Eukaryota, Viridiplantae, Streptophyta, Magnoliopsida, Fabales, Fabaceae. The record is from RefSeq and is a predicted model, not a curated record.